CCAUUGGGGUAUCUCAAUUGUCCCAACAAUUUCCCAAUUUCUCUUUGCAUGACAAGUUACCGUUGCACCGGUUAUUUCAGUAUGAAUAAGUACAGAAAAUGGCGGUUCUGUAGCGCCAACAAUGACAGACACAAACCCUAAUUUUCACUGGUUCGAGCACAAUUCCAACCAUUCAUGGCCAAUUAUUCAAUCACAAAUAUCAGGGAUUGGAAGUUGGGCAUUGUGUUUUGUGCUUUCCGCAGUUAAAGCACUGCAAUGUCAUAUUCAGGCUCUAAUGGUUCUCCAAUACCGCAAAUAUCUCAUCAGUUUGAACUUGAGGGAGGAUUGAAGCUGCAGGUUAAUGUUAGGGCCGCUUCAAAUGGAAACCCCACAAGAGUUGAUUUUCAACUUACAUACUGUAGGAGAGAGUUGCUUCUUCAAUGGGGUGGCCUAUAUCAUGGCCAAACGAAUUGGGUUCUUCCAUCUGAUCGUCGCCCUUAUGGAACUCGGACCUGGAAAGACCACGCAUUGCAAACACCGUUUGCUAAGCAUGGAGAGACUUGGUUGCUUACAAUUGAAAUGCGAGACACGAGAAUCCAUGCUAUUGAGUUUGUUUUGAAAGAUGAAAUACAGGAUAAAUGGCUGAAGAACAACCAAGGGAACUUUCGAAUUCAGAUUCCGAGAUGUGAUCCUUAUGCUUCCCUUUCAUCAAUACCUCAUGAAUUAGUACAACUGAAGGCAUAUUUAUCGUGGGAAAGAAAGGGAAAGCCAAGAAAUUCACCCCAGCAGGAAAAGCAAGACUAUGAAGCUGCCCUGAAGGAUCUUCAGGCUCAAUUAUCAAUGGGACUUAGCUUAGCUGAUAUCAGGAGUAGUUUGCAGGCGUCAAAUACCGACAGGAAUGCUGAAAACAAAGGAAACACAAAUACCGACAGGAAUGCUGAAAACAAAGGAAACCGGACGUUGGCUAGUAAUAUUACCCCUUCUCCUGAUUAUCAAAAAACAUAUACUACUACUCCUGUUUCUCAUAAGCGAUGGAAUGUUGAUCAAUGGAUAAACAAAUGUAUUGAUGCAAAUGCUCAAACCAAGGGCACAUGUUUGCCAGCUUCGAGCUUAUUAGCUCUGGUUGAGAAGUUAGUUCCAGAUUCAGAUCAAGGCAACGUGGUCCGAAGGCACAUAUUUAAAGUUGGAAGCCAUGAAGUGGUGGCGCUUCUAAUGACUUUAAGAGAUGACAAGCACUUACUACUUGGUGUUGAUAUGGAAGAUUAUGCAGUGCUCCACUGGGGUGUCUCGAAGCAGUCAUCUGGUGAAUGGUUGGCUCCUCCAUUAGAAAUUGUGCCUCAAAGGUCCAAGAUGCUUGAUGGAGCAUGCCAGUCAUACUUCGACAAGAAGUCCACUAGUGGAAUAUCUUUUCAGCAAUGUCUGGAUAUCAAUUUGAGGCAAACGGAGUUCAUCGGAUUGCAUUUUAUCCUUUGGUCUGGUGGAACCUGGAUUAAAAACGAGGGCUCAAACUUUUACAUAAACCUAAAGUUGAGUGUGGGAGAUGGGAAAGGAGUGGUCAAACAGUUGCUUGAUGAAAUAUCUGAAAGAGAGAAGGACGCAGAGAGAUCACUCAUGCACAGGUUUAGUAUUGCAACAGACCUAAUUGAAAGGGCCAAAAAUGAAGGGGAAUUGGGCCUUGUUGGAAUGUUGGUUUGGUUGAGAUUCAUGGCGUGCAGACAACUCACAUGGAAUAAAAAUUACAACGUUAAACCACGUGAGAUCAGUGCAGCUCAACAUAAGCUUACAGAUUCACUGCAAAGAAUAUAUAUGGACGAACCAAAUUACAGGGAAAUUGUUCGUUUAAUUAUGUCAAGUAUAGGCCGUGGUGGUGAAGGUGAUGUUGGGCAGCGUAUACGGGAUGAAAUAUUGGUACUUCAGAGAAAUAAUGACUGCAAGGGUGGAAUGAUGGAAGAGUGGCAUCAAAAGUUGCAUAACAACACAAGCCCAGAUGAUGUCAUCAUUUGUCAGGCUCUCUUGGAUUAUGCCAAGAGUGAUUUCAAUAUUGCUGUUUAUUGGAAAACGUUGAAUUCAAAUGGCAUUACAAAGGAAAGGCUUGCAUGUUAUGAUCGACCAAUUGUAUCAGAACCUCAAAUCAAGAGGAAUGUUAAGGACGGAUUCAUUCGGGACCUCACAUCCUACUUGAGAACGUUAAAGGCCGUACAUUCUGGGGCUGAUCUUGAUUCUGCAAUUGCAACCUGUUUGGGUUACUCCUCAAAGGGUCAUGAUUUUAUGGGUGGAGUUGCCAUUCGCCCUGUUGGUGGAUUGUCUGCAAAGCUUACGGAAUGUUUAAAAUUUGUCCAAGCACAUGUUGAGGAUUAUCACACUGGUCCACUAUUAGAGAAACUACUGGAAUCUCGCUGUGAGCUUCGACCACUCCUGCUUAAACCACAUGAAAGGCUCAAGGAUCUUAUAUUCUUGGAUAUUGCUUUAGACUCCACUAUUAGAACAUCCAAGGAAAGUGGGCACGAGAGACUUAGGAAUGCCCAACCAAAGGAUGUUAUGUACUUCAUCACUUUAAUGCUUGAAAAUCUGUGCCUUUCGUCUGUCAACAAUGAAGAACUGGUUUUCUGCAUUAAGGACUGGUAUCGUGUGACUGAUUUGCAUGAAUCUAAUGAUGAGCUAUGGGCUUUGCAAGCAAAGGCUGUUCUUGACCGUAUUCGCCUGAUACUUGCUGAUAGGGCCGAAUGCUAUCAUAAUAUUUAUCAACCAAGUGCAGAGUAUCUUGGUGUUCUGCUCAGGGUGGAGAGAUGGGCAAUCAGCAUUUUCACAGAAGAACUAAUACGGUCAGGAUCUGCUGCUUGUCUCUCCUUGCUUCUCAACCGUCUUGAUCCCAUUCUUCGAAGUGUCACAAAUCUGGGCAGUUGGCAGAUUAUUAGUCCUGUGGAAGUGCGUGGCAUUGUGACUGUUGUGGAAGAUAUAGCUAAGAUUCAGGAGAAUGUUUAUAGGCAACCAACUGUCAUGAUUGCAAAUAAAGUGAAGGGGGAUGAAGAAAUUCCUGAUGGGGUAGUGGCUGUUUUGACCCCUGAUAUGCCAGAUGUUCUUUCCCACAUUGCUGUACGAGCCAGAAAUAGCAAGGUUUGCUUUGCCACCUGCUUUGAUAAAGACAUUCUUGGGGAUCUAAAAUCAAAGAAAGGGAGGGCAAUAUUAGUUCAACCUAGCACAACAAGUUUGGUUUACAGUGAACUAAGAAGCUCAGACUUAUCUAAUGAGUCAUUGUCAUCCUUUAUUCCUGCUAUUGCUUUAAAGAAGAAGACCUUCAGUGGGAAAUAUGCCAUCUCAUUUGAGGAGUUCACUAGUGAACUGGUGGGUGCAAAGUCUGUUAACAUUCAAUACUUGGGAAGAAAGCUUCCAUCAUGGGUAAAGGUUCCAAUCUCAGUUGCUCUACCAUAUGGAGUAUUUGAGGCUGUCCUGCGAGAAGUUGUGAAUAAGGAUGUGGCGAACCAAGUUGUUUCUUUAAGCAGAAUUGUUGCAGCUGGAAACCUUUCCAAACUACAUGACAUAAGACAAACCAUUUUACAAUUGAAAGCUCCUUCUCAACUGAUCAAUGAACUUAGUAGCAAGAUGAAAACCAAGAGGAUGCCAUGGCCUGGUGAUGAGGGUGAAGGAAGAUGGAACCAAGCGUGGUUAGCAAUAAAGAAGGUUUGGGCUUCAAAGUGGAAUGAAAGAGCCUAUAUUAGCAUACAAAAAGCCAAAAUGGAUCAUAAUAGCCUUUGCAUGGCUGUCCUGGUUCAAGAAAUUAUAUGUGCUGAUUAUGCUUUUGUGAUCCACACCAAAAAUCCCUUAUCAGGGAACCCUACGGAGAUUUAUGCUGAGAUUGUUAAAGGUUUGGGAGAAACUCUAGUGAGUGCUUAUCCAGGUCGAGCUAUGAGCUUUGUAACCAAAAAAUCUGAUUUGAACUCACCCAAGGUUCUUGGUUAUCCAAGCAAGCAAAUAGGCCUUUUUAUCAAGAGGUCCAUCAUAUUCAGAUCAGACUCUAAUGGUGAAGACUUGAAAGGCUACUCUGGUGCUGGGCUUUACGACAGUGUGCCCAUGGAUAAAGAGGAUAAGGUGGUAGUGGACUAUUCUUCUGAUAGAUUGAUAGUUGAUAGAGCUUACCAGAAAUAUAUAUUUUCAAAGAUUGCAUUAGUUGGGAAAGUAAUUGAAGACCUCUAUGGCUCUGCCCAAGACAUUGAAGGGGUGGUUAAAGAUGGAGAAAUAUACGUCGUUCAGACAAGGCCACAAAUGUAAUGAGUUGUAAAUUCAAGUAUAGUUUAUGCUAAAUAAUGGGGGAUGGACAGGGUCUUCCUGAUAGGCUUUUUUCCUUUUGAUCUUGGCCUUAUUUCAAAUAAAUAAAUUACAAUAAGAUAUUUAUUGAGCCCUUUUAAUUGUGAUAUUUCAAGUUGGAUUAGUGAUGAAAGUUACAUGUAGAAAUUCAUGAUUGUAAUGUAUGUGCAUUCCUCUCUC
Molecule: messenger RNA, 4461 nt
Organism: Amborella trichopoda
Lineage: Eukaryota; Viridiplantae; Streptophyta; Magnoliopsida; Amborellales; Amborellaceae
Product: alpha-glucan water dikinase, chloroplastic
Biological process (GO): phosphorylation
Molecular function (GO): kinase activity; ATP binding
Source: RefSeq, a predicted model, not a curated record